Molecule: messenger RNA, 2589 nt
Organism: Rotaria sp. Silwood2
Lineage: Eukaryota; Metazoa; Rotifera; Eurotatoria; Philodinida; Philodinidae
Source: the annotation of a GenBank genome assembly
AUGUUUCAUCAGACUAUAUCGUAUGUAAGAGGCUGUAAUAAUCCUCACUGUCCAGCACACUCUCGAUUAGCGCAAAUCAUUAACCUGGAACUUCAAUAUACGGAUAAAAAACAUGAUAUAGAAUUAAAAGCAAAUGUUGAAAGUCCACUGGUAAUUACCAUUCGGGAUGUUACACAAGAUCUUUUAAAUUUUCUUUACCUCGACGACAUUCCUCUUGAAGAGGUUCGUCUUGUUCGAUUUAGGCGCAACAAUGAUUGUUAUCCAUUGGACAUAAAGAACACAUCGAAGACACUACGAGAGUUAUCUGUGACCGAUGGUUGUAUACUUUAUUUCGAACCAAUACCUAAUGCAGCUCCACCAAAGCCAUGCCAAUUGACAAUAAAUGCACCAGAUGAAAAAGAAAAAAUUACAUUUGAAUGGUAUCGAGCAAAAACAACACUGAGCAUGCUUCUUGAAUAUGUUAUCGAAAAAUUUUCAUUGCAAUCAGUUGAACGCCAACGAAUUCAUCUUUUAACAAUUUGCGAUGAACUCAACUUACUCUCUUCUUCUGACAACAGAUUAAGUGAAUUAGGUGUUAGCGACCGCAUGGCGAUUUUUGUUCAGAUCAUUCCAUCACUUUCAUCGACAGUUACAAAUGAAAAUAAAGAUGUUCAUGUUGAAUGCACUGAUGAUGAUAAGAAAUUUGUCAUACACGCACCGACUACUGCAACAAUUGGUGAAUUAAAAAUUAAAAUUCAGAAACGAUAUGAAGAUUAUCAUAUUAAUAACUUUCAAUUGUUUAAUCACAUAAAGGAUGAGAUCUAUACGAAUGAUACUAAUCAAAAUUUAAAAUCGUUCGGUAUUAAACCUGGUCAAACCAUUUUUGCUACUAUUCAUAUGACUGCUCAAAAUAUCCAACCAGCUAUUGUAAAUAAUGAAAACAAAACCUCCAAACAGUUAUCUUCAUCAUCAGCUACGACAAAAAAUAAUGAUAAGAUCAUGGUCAUUUGUACAUUUCCAUCGGGAAAUUCUGAAACGAUACAAUCAUCAGUUAAAGACACCAUUGAUGAGUUAAUUAAAAAAAUAGAUAAUUUGACACAUCGUAAACGAUUAGUUUUAUCUGAAAUAUCUUCAAGUACAAUUUCCUGUAAGAUCAAACAAGGAAAUGACACAUCUCGACGUUUAGCUGAUAUAGGUUUCAAACCAGAUGAAACUAUAUAUGCCACCAUAAUAGAUAAGCCUCCUACACAUUCAUCAAUUGUAAGCACAGAAACUUCUUCAUUAUCCGAUCAAGAUAAACAACCGAAAACUAAUAGCAUCAACAAAAAACCUAUUGGUUUGAAUAAUCUUGGAAAUUCAUGUUAUAUGAGCAGUGCACUGCAGUGUCUCGCUCAUAUACCACCAUUAACUAAUUUCUUUUUGGAAGGUCUUCGUCAUAGUCACAUGAACGACGGUGAACAUACAGACAAUGAUUGGAAUCCAUAUGAUCAAGUAGGCGAUGUAACGGGAGCGUAUGCCGAGUUACUUUGGAAUUUAUGGAGAUUUAAUGAUAGUGAUGAUAGUUACGAUUCAUUUAAACCUACUCGCAUUAAAGAAAUAAUUGGUAAAAAGGAAUUACAUUUUGCUACAACUGAUCAACAAGAUGCUCAAGAAUUUAUGACUUUCUUUCUCGAUGCUAUACACAAAGAAUUAAAAGAACAAAAUAAAAAAGAUAAAAAUACCAUAGUAAAACAACUCUUUUUUGGAGAAAUGAAAUCAAUUAUCACAUGUACAAGAUGUAAUAAAGAAGAAUCAAUCAAAAAUCCUAUUAGUUUUUUGUCAAUACCACUCAGUCGACAAGAACGGGUUUUUUGGAUUAAUUAUAUUCCAAAAACGGGUAAGGAUGAAAUUGGUAUGGUGUAUGUGCCUAUCAGUGGUCAAGUUGGACAUGUUGUAGAAAUAUUCGUUAAGCGUUGUGAACGACCUGAGCUUUUCUACUAUAUACUUGCUAUGUUACCUGAUGGUGAACUCGACUUUAAAACACCAGUUAGUCAUAUACCUCAUGAUGAAAUCAUAUUAAUGGAGCGAGACGAACGUUUAGAUAAUAUCCUACCUGAACGUUUGGAAAUAUCCACGAAAAUGUUGACCCUUGAAGAUUGUCUUCAACAGUUUCUCUCACCGGAAAAACUCGAAGAUGAAUGGGCGUGUCGACAAGAAAAAUGUAAAAAAAAGACGACAGCUAUUAAACGACUUGAACUUUGCACGCUUCCGCCUGUAUUAGUUAUUCAAUUCAAACGAUUUUCGCAUGAAAAUGGUUUACAUCAAAAAAUCGAAACUUUUGUUGAUUAUCCAAUAGAAGGACUUGAUUUAAGUGAGUUCUUACCAUCUUCCGAGAACGAAACUAUUUAUGAUUUAAUCACAACUUGUAAUCAUAUGGGAACGAUUUCUGGAGGUCAUUAUACAGCGUAUGCUAAACAUCCCUUAUUGAAUAGAAAUGAUUGGUACAAAUUCGAUGAUUCGAGUGUCACACGUGUAAGAUUUAAUGAUUUGGAAAAUGAAAUUGUGUCGCGAGAUGCCUAUCUUCUAGUUUACAUUAGAAGAGAUAUUUUAAAUACAGUAACAACAGUAUAA